CAAUUUCUCCUCUGAAACAAUACACUGGCAUUCAAAAGUCGAAUUACUUUCAAGUUACCGCGUUGCGCGUUCCAAUUGUAAUUCAUUGAAAGUUUGAGACGCCGGUACAGACAAACGUCAUCAUUAUCAUCACAAUCAUGGACAUCUCUAAAUUAAAAGUUGUGGACCUUAAAAAAGAGUUAAAAACACGAGGCCUCAGCACCAUUGGCACUAAAAAUGAAUUGAUGGAAAGACUGCAAGAUGCUGUGCAAGAUGACGAUACUGGAGAUAAUGGCGCCUUAGACAAUGAUGACCUUUUGGAUGAGGAGGCAGUUUUAGCAGAUGAAGAAGCUAUUUUAGAGGAAGGAAAUGCAAAUUUGAUCGCCCAAGAAGAUGAUGCAGUUCUUUUAACACCUACUGCAUUGAGUGCCCCCAAAGUUACAGUUGAAAAGACUGUUCAGGACUCGAAGAAUGAAAUAGUUUCUCCCCAUAAAAAAAUCAUCUUGAACAGAAAGGUGGUAACUCCUCCAUCAGAUUCUGGCACAGUUUCACAGGAAAAUGACGACCACCUUAAAUAUGAUGCCAAUAAAGGUGAUGAAUCUGACUCAAAGGAAGAAAAGAAGGUGAUUAAACUUGGUUCCUUAUCUGCCGAAGAAAGAGCCAAACUAAGAGCACAGAAAUUUGGUGUUCCUAUUCCCGAUUCUGUGAAGAAAGCUGUUCGAGCAGAAAGAUUUGGCGGUACAAAUAGCACAGAAUCAAACACAUCAAAACCUCAGGUUCCUGAUAAUGACAAACUUCUGAAAAGGCAAGCUCGCUUUGGCGUCGUUUCUAAUUCUAAUUCCGAAGUUGAUGAGAAGAAACAGAAGCGAGCAGAGAGAUUCGGAACUACGAGCACUGCGGUCGGCAGUUCUGACGAACAGAAGCGCAAACGUGCUGAACGUUUCGGACUUGCCUGAAAUGUUCGUUUUAAAGUUUAUUAAUUGACGUACAGUUAAAUGAAACAAAGACUUGGUUCGAUCACAAAAUUUUUAGUUUUUUAAAAUUAAAUGUGACCUGAUUUCUUA
Molecule: messenger RNA, 1043 nt
Organism: Daphnia pulex (common water flea)
Lineage: Eukaryota; Metazoa; Arthropoda; Branchiopoda; Diplostraca; Daphniidae
Product: SAP domain-containing ribonucleoprotein-like
Exons: 6
Coding region: 138-935 (265 amino acids)
Biological process (GO): poly(A)+ mRNA export from nucleus
Cellular component (GO): nucleus
Source: RefSeq, a predicted model, not a curated record